Messenger RNA from Syngnathus typhle (broad-nosed pipefish), 884 nucleotides. It is a transcript of the gene st6galnac3, whose product is annotated as ST6 (alpha-N-acetyl-neuraminyl-2,3-beta-galactosyl-1,3)-N-acetylgalactosaminide alpha-2,6-sialyltransferase 3. Gene Ontology annotation, molecular function: alpha-N-acetylgalactosaminide alpha-2,6-sialyltransferase activity. The record is from RefSeq and is a predicted model, not a curated record. Lineage: Eukaryota; Metazoa; Chordata; Actinopteri; Syngnathiformes; Syngnathidae. Gene Ontology annotation, biological process: oligosaccharide metabolic process; ganglioside biosynthetic process. The coding region runs from base 150 to 884 and encodes 244 amino acids. The transcript is spliced from 4 exons.
AAAAAGGGCCGCAGAGGAGACGAAUAACGGUACCGACCCUCGAGCUGGUUCCGAGCCUUUUUUUUCCUCCUGCACCGAAUGUCGCGGGGGACCUUUCAUGGCGUCGCGGCGCUGCUGACAAGCGUUCGAAAAGCAUCGUGGAAAUAAAGAUGGCCUGGAUUUGGAAGAGAAAGUCGGUGAUCGCCACGGGACUGGUGGCGGCCGUGUCGCUCUUCCUGGUGGCCGUCCACCUGGCCGAGAAGCCCUACUUCCCGUGGCAGCCCGCAUUAGGCGAGGCAUUGGGCAGCCACUGGGCGCCAUCCAAGCCACCGUACCAGGCUUUCAAACCUCAUCCAGGAUACGUCAGCAUCCCCAAACAGGAACCCUUGAAGCUCAAGUGCGAGCUGUGCAGCGUGGUGUCCAGCUCGGGCCAGAUGCUGGGCCAGGCGGCCGGGGGGCUCAUCGAGCGCUCGCCGUGCAUCUGGCGAAUGAACAACGCGCCCACGCGGGGCUUUGAGCGCGACGUGGGCCGGCGCACCACGCUGCGGGUGGUGUCGCACACCAGCGUGCCGCUGCUGCUGCAGAGGCCGCAGCACUUCUUUGGGCAAAACAACCAGACGCUCUACGUGGUGUGGGGCCCGCUGCGCAACAUGCGCACCGACGGCAAGGGAGUGGUGUACAACAUGUUGCGCAAGGCGGCCGACAACUACCCGCAGGCGCGCAUCUACGCCACCACCGAUGACAGGAUGAAUUAUUGCGACAUGGUCUUCAAGAAGGAGACGGGCAAGGACAGGAUCCAGUCGGGGUCGUACCUCAGCACAGGCUGGUUCACGCUCAUCCUCGCCAUGGACAUGUGCAAAGAGAUCCACGUCUACGGCAUGAUCAACGACACCUACUGCAAGUAA